AUGUACAAGAACAACAGGUUUAUAUCAUACAAGUCCCAAACUGGAAUCAAUCUAAAUGUCCAUCCCAGGAAAAUGAAUAAGCAGAUUGCGCCUCCACAAGCAUCUUGGAAUCUGGAUGACCAUUUUCACACAGUAUCCUUCCUUCUUAGGGCAUCCACAGAAGACCAGAACAUUGAUGACAGACUUAUCUAUGAGACUCUAUUCAAACACUUCAAAAGACACAAGGUGGAGAUUUCAAAUGCAGUAAAAAAGCCAUUUCCUUUCUUUGAGUGCCUCCGGGACCGUGAACUCAUCACCAACAAACUGUAUGACGAUUGUCAAGAUUCUUGUAGAAACCUGAUCCCUGUACAAAGAGUGGUGUAUAAUGUUCUCCAUGAACUGGAGAAGACAUUUGACUUGCCACUUUUGGAAGCAUUGUUCAGCGAGGUCAACAUGCAAGAAUACCCUGAUUUAAAUCGUAUUUAUAGGAGCUUCGAAUAUGCAAUCCAAGAGAAAAUUAAUUACCAAGAAAGUGAUGAAGAAGCGGUGGACAAGAGUCCUAAUAACCAACUGAGGCUUAGGCAAGGUGAUUGCAACCUGAUAAACACUGAUUUGCAUCUACAAAGAAGAAAAGGAGAAAGGGAACUCAGGCCUGAGUCCUGAGUGUAUUUGGGGAAUCAGGGAAGAAAUAUUAAGGACCAAGGAAAAGGCAGGGAGGGGUGUUUGCAUGAAUGUCUAAGCAGAGCCCAAAUCCUGGAGGAGUAGCUAUGACAAGAGACUAUUGGCCCAAUAACCAAGGCAACGGGACAGAAACUCAGUGUCAAUAAACCAGAUUUAAGCAGAUUAACUGCCAGGAAGUAAUUGUGAUUUAGAAAAGUCCCUGUAGGAGAAUAUUAGUGUGAAACUCUUAAGGGCUAAGGACCUGGGCCCAUGGUCAACAUCAAAUGUUGGAGGAAGGACUGAUGUCAAUGUGGGGAUGUUUUUCAAGAGCCCAGAUAUACAAGGAGAAAGCCAGUCACAGAGAGAGAGAAAAGAGGAAGUGGUAGAAAGAUGGAAGGGAGGAUGUGGGUACUUUGAGAGAGAGAAGGAGGGAAAUGAAAGAGAAGAAAGGAUUAAAAGACACAAUAGAAAUAGCUGUGUUAUUAACGUCUCACUGGUUGAACAUUUGUGCAGGCAGUUGUAGGUUUAGUGCUCAGGCUGCCAUUGGAGGUUAGCACUCCUUUUAUGCCCAUUUUGCAGAUAAGGAAACUGAAAUCUGGAGACAGUGUGUGUGUAGUUGGCCUGGGGUCAGAUGAGCAAGGGUGAACCCAGGCAUUCUGAACCCAGAGCCUGUGUGUGUGUGUGUGUGUGCGCGCGCGUGCAUGUGUG
This is a messenger RNA of Leptonychotes weddellii (Weddell seal), 1347 nucleotides long. Lineage: Eukaryota; Metazoa; Chordata; Mammalia; Carnivora; Phocidae. The record is from RefSeq and is a predicted model, not a curated record.